AUGAGUGAUUUCCGUGGUAUACAAAAUGGGUUUAGUAGUAAGAAGAGAGUUAAGGAAAGUUUUAGGCUUAGUGUGUCCUAUUUUUAUGUAGGAAUGAUAGAGGGGGAGAAGGCCAUGAAGGCAAAUAAGAAGGUGCAUUUUAGGCUAGAAGAGUAUGGGCCGAGUGUGAAAGAUGGGUUUAUGGGCGAGGCGAGUCUACAAAGUAGUGGGCUAAGUGUGAAAGAUGGGUUUGUGGGCGUGGCGGGUCUACAAAGUAGUGGGCUAAGUGUGAAAGAUGGCGUGCUAGAUGUGAUGGGUCUUGAUGGUGAGUUGAUUAAAAGGAAUGGUAGGUUUUUUAAGGGCAAGAGGUCGGAUAGGCGCUGGCAGUUGGUAGACAAGAAGAAAGUAACGGUUCAGAGGUACAGAUGGAUUUGUGAUUUGGCUAGGGAGAUAAAAAAGGAGAAGAAAUUAGCGGUUUUACACAAGAAGAAAAGAGAUGCUCAUACGUUGGCUGUUAAGCUGGGGACGUUUUUGGAGUCUGAAGAUAUGUUCGAAGUGCUGGAUCAUCUUUAUCUCCCAGUUUUUGAGGGUUCUCGCUUGCCAAUAAUCAGUGAGAUGGAGUCUGAUCUUAAUAGAUCCUGGAUCUGGUGCUUCCCAACCUUAGACCCGACCCUCAAAAACCCUACAUCCGACCUUAGCUCGACAUUUAGAUGCUUUAGACCCGCCCUGAACACUGCCGUCUAUAAAGAAACGGCGGGCAAGUACCCCACUUUCAAGGAUAUGAACUCUUCCACCUUGGGAACGACAGUUGGACAGCUGGAAAGAGGCUUGGCCGGUAACCAUAUUUUAGGUACCAACAGCUGGAAAGAGGCUCGGCCGAAAAGGAAAAGAAGUGGAAAAAUAAAAUCAAGCAUGAAAAGAUUGAAAGCAGAGAUGGCAGAGAUUGGUGAACAGCAGAAACGAGUUAAAAAGGGGCAAAUGGAAAUAAGAGAGAAGUUUAAAGAGAUUGAACUUGACUGUGAUCAACUUAAAAAGGAAACAUUCCUUAUAUCGGAACAGGCUGGACGCAAUCAACAACGCCUAAGUCUUAUGUUCAAAAUCGUGAAAGCUCGAGAAAACAACAAUUUUUCCGAAGCUGACAAACUUACGCAAUCUCUUCGGUUAGUUUUGCCCCUCUCCUCCUGUGUGCGUAGAAUGCCUGAUGAAGCACAACAUGGAAAACAAUAUGUGACUAUUUGCAGAUUCAAGCGAUUAAGUAUGCAGCCGCUGUCCAUUUCAAUAAUAGAUCAAGUAUCCGUUGAUAUUGAUGAGCGAGAGAAAAAUGGUGUAAAGCCCUUAUUUGUUGAGGUGUUCAUGGAACUUUGCCCUACAAGUUGUUCGAGUGAAGCUCUUGAAAGAUGA
Molecule: messenger RNA, 1380 nt
Organism: Dovyalis caffra
Lineage: Eukaryota; Viridiplantae; Streptophyta; Magnoliopsida; Malpighiales; Salicaceae
Source: the annotation of a GenBank genome assembly